ACGCUCCGUCGCUGGUUUUUUUUUGGUCUCUCUCUCCUCGCUGUUCCGUCACCAACGAAACAGAAAGGGAAAGAGCACAGUUUCUCUCUCCUCCCCUCCCCUCCCCCUUCCUUCCACUUUCUCUCUCCUCCGCUCCUCCGCGUUCCGAUCGCGCGACGAGACCUCGAUCGUGCUCCCCUCGGGCCGCGUCCGGAGGAGCUUCUCCCGUCUCGGAUCUCUCCGUCCUCCCUCGGGCGAGCUCGUUCCGACCGACGCGAUGAACGACCUUCUCUCGGAUUCCUUUGAGAUCCCUCGGGGUCAAGCUUCUGGACACGGCGACAUUGAGUUGGGUGCAAAUGCUCCAAUGCACUCAGGGGAGCUUGGCUUGGAGAAUUUCUUUAAGAAGGUCCAAGAUAUCGAAAAGCAAAUUGACAAGUUGAAUAAAUUGCUAAAGAAACUCCAGGAUGCGCACGAGGAAUCAAAAGCUGUAACUAAAGCUGCUUCCAUGAAAGUGAUCAAGCAGCGGAUGGAGAAAGAAGUUGAUGAGGUUGGAAAGGUUGCUCGCUUAAUAAAAUCAAAGAUUGAAGAACUCGACCGAGAAAAUCUGGCAAAUAGGCAGAAACCUGGUUGCGGAAAAGGUACAGGUGUUGACCGGUCAAGAACGCAAACAACUGUCGCCAUGAAGAAAAAGUUCAAAGACAAGAUGGCUGAAUUUCAGGUCCUCAGGGAAAAUAUACAUCAAGAGAAUCGGGAGGUUGUCGAGAGGCGUGUUUUUACUGUAACGGGCACUAGAGCCGAUGAAGAGACAAUUGACAGAUUGAUUGAGACUGGAGAUAGUGAACAAAUCUUCCAAAAGGCCAUUCAAGAGCAGGGGCGGGGCCAGAUUAUGGAUACUGUUGCUGAAAUUCAAGAGCGCCAUGAUGCGGUCAGAGAUCUAGAACGCAAGCUUUUGGAUUUGCAGCAGAUAUUCAUGGAUAUGGCUGUGUUGGUGGAUGCCCAGGGAGACAUGCUUGACAAUAUAGAAUCACAGGUCUCAAGUGCGGUGGAUCACGUUCAGAGUGGCAACACUGCACUCCAGAGGGCAAAGAGCCUGCAGAAGAGCUCUAGGAAAUGGAUGUGCAUCGCGAUCCUAAUCCUACUCAUCAUCGUGGUGAUCAUUGUCGUUGCGGUGAUCAAACCCUGGAGUAGCAACAAGGGUGCUUAAGGACCUCACGUGUUGUUUGCUGUAUAAAUAGAAGAGCAAUGUCGUGAACUGUUUAAAAAGUAUCUCGGAUAUUUCCUGUUGAUAAUUGGUGGUCGGCGUGUUUUUGAUCCUCAUGCGUUCUUUGACGUGGCAAUCGAGUGUGUACCGUUUCAUUUUACUGCGGAUAUCCUCCCGGUCUUGUACCUGAUUCAAAAUUCUUUGGCUACAACUUCAUCUAUUAAUUCUUUGCUUUGGUGAA
Molecule: messenger RNA, 1421 nt
Organism: Syzygium oleosum
Lineage: Eukaryota; Viridiplantae; Streptophyta; Magnoliopsida; Myrtales; Myrtaceae
Product: syntaxin-132-like
Exons: 13
Coding region: 257-1183 (308 amino acids)
Biological process (GO): exocytosis; vesicle fusion; intracellular protein transport
Cellular component (GO): SNARE complex; plasma membrane; endomembrane system
Molecular function (GO): SNAP receptor activity; SNARE binding
Source: RefSeq, a predicted model, not a curated record